Messenger RNA from Rattus norvegicus (Norway rat), 4193 nucleotides. RefSeq names its product phospholipase A2, activating protein (gene Plaa). The record is from RefSeq and is a predicted model, not a curated record. Lineage: Eukaryota; Metazoa; Chordata; Mammalia; Rodentia; Muridae. Gene Ontology annotation, biological process: ubiquitin-dependent protein catabolic process via the multivesicular body sorting pathway; positive regulation of dendrite extension; cellular response to lipopolysaccharide. Gene Ontology annotation, cellular component: synapse; cytosol; ATPase complex. Gene Ontology annotation, molecular function: phospholipase A2 activator activity.
AUGGCGAGCGGUGCCGCCAGAUACCGGCUGAGCUGCUCGCUCCCGGGCCACGAACUGGACGUGAGGGGCCUGGUGUGCUGCCUCUACCCACCGGGAGCCUUUGUGUCUGUGUCCCGGGAUCGUACCACCCGCCUCUGGGCUCCAGACAGUCCUAACAGGGGCUUUACAGAAAUGCACUGUAUGAGCGGCCACUCUAAUUUUGUGUCUUGUGUGUGCAUCAUACCCUCAAGUGACAUAUAUCCUCAUGGACUAAUUGCCACUGGAGGAAAUGACCACAAUAUUUGCAUUUUCUCGCUGGACAGUCCGAUGCCACUUUAUAUUUUAAAGGGUCACAAAGAUACUGUUUGUAGUCUUUCUUCUGGAAAAUUUGGGACAUUACUUAGUGGCUCAUGGGACACCACUGCUAAAGUCUGGCUGAAUGACAAAUGCAUGAUGACAUUACAGGGUCACACAGCUGCAGUAUGGGCAGUAAAGAUUUUACCUGAACAGGGCUUAAUGUUAACUGGAUCAGCAGACAAAACAAUUAAACUAUGGAAGGCCGGAAGAUGUGAGAGGACUUUUUCAGGGCAUGAAGACUGUGUAAGAGGUUUGGCAAUUUUGAGUGAAACAGAAUUUCUUUCCUGUGCAAAUGAUGCUAGUAUUAGAAGGUGGCAGAUUACUGGCGAGUGUCUUGGAGUAUACUACGGACAUACAAAUUAUAUUUAUAGCAUAUCUGUCUUUCCAAAUUGUAGAGAUUUUGUGACAACUGCAGAAGACAGAUCUCUAAGAAUAUGGAAACAUGGUGAAUGUGCCCAAACAAUCCGACUUCCAGCUCAGUCUAUAUGGUGCUGCUGCGUACUGGACAAUGGUGACAUUGUGGUUGGUGCGAGUGAUGGUAUUAUUAGAGUGUUUACAGAGGCAGACGAGCGGACAGCCAGUGCUGAGGAAAUCAAGGCUUUUGAGAGAGAGCUCUCUCAGGCAACUAUAGACUCCAAAACUGGCGACUUGGGGGACAUUAAUGCUGAGCAGCUUCCUGGGAGGGAACAUCUGAAUGAGCCAGGUACUAGAGAAGGACAGACUCGUCUAAUCAGAGAUGGAGAGAGAGUUGAAGCCUAUCAAUGGAGUGUUAGUGAUGGCAGGUGGAUAAAAAUUGGUGAUGUUGUUGGCUCAUCUGGUGCUAAUCAGCAAACAUCUGGAAAAGUUUUAUAUGAAGGGAAAGAAUUUGAUUAUGUUUUCUCCAUCGAUGUGAAUGAAGGCGGACCAUCAUAUAAAUUACCAUAUAAUGUCAGUGACGACCCCUGGCUGGUUGCAUACAACUUCUUGCAGAAAAAUGAUUUGAAUCCCAUGUUUUUGGAUCAGGUGGCUAAAUUUAUUAUUGAUAACACAAAAGGUCAAACACUGGGACUUGGAAAUACCAGUUUUUCAGACCCAUUUACAGGUGCUGGUCGUUAUAUGCCAGGGUCUGCAGGGAUGGAUACCACCAUGGCUGGAGUUGAUCCAUUUACAGGAAAUAGUGCCUACCGAUCAGCUGCGUCUAAAACAGUGAAUAUUUAUUUCCCCAAAAAAGAAGCUCUUACCUUCGACCAAGCAAACCCUACACAAAUAUUAGGAAAACUGAAGGAACUUAAUGGAAGUGCACCUGAAGAGAAGAAGCUAACUGAAGAUGACUUGGUACUUCUGGAAAAGAUACUGUCCCUGAUUUGUGGUAAUGCUUCAGAAAAGCCGACGGCCCAGCAGCUUCAGGUUCUGUGGAAAGCCAUCAACUGGCCUGAAGACAUUGUCUUUCCCGCACUUGACAUUCUUCGGCUAUCAAUUAAGCAUCCCAGUGUGAAUGAGAAUUUCUGCAAUGAAAAAGAAGGAGACCAGUUCAGCAGCCACCUUAUCAACCUUCUGAACCCUAAAGGAAAGCCAGCAAACCAGCUGCUUGCUCUUAGGACUUUUUGCAAUUGCUUUGUUAGUCAGGCAGGACAAAAGCUCAUGAUGUCCCAGAGGGAGUCAUUGAUGUCACAUGCAAUAGAACUGAAAUCCGGGAGCAAUAAGAACAUUCAUAUUGCUCUGGCUACACUGACCUUGAACUAUUCUGUUUGUUUCCAUAAAGACCAUAACAUUGAAGGGAAAGCCCAAUGCUUGUCAGUGAUUAGCACAAUCUUGGAAGUUGUACAAGACCUAGAAGCCACAUUUAGACUCCUUGUGGCUCUUGGGACACUUAUCAGUGAUGAUUCAAAUGCUAUACAAUUAGCCAAAUCUUUAGGUGUUGAUUCUCAAAUAAAAAAGUAUGCUUCUGUAUCAGAGCCAGCUAAAGUAAGUGAAUGCUGUAGACUUAUCUUAAAUUUGCUGUAGCAGUGGGGAAAGGAAGCUGAGGGGUUUGGUUUUUUUUGUUUUGUUUUUUUCCCCACAUUUUACAUGACUGAUUGUAGAUAUUUAAAAAGAAAGAAAGAAAGAAAAGAAAACUGGAUUAAGUUCAGAUAUUAUAAAGUUGUGUUGAGGAGAUACAAAUUAUAAAUAAAGUUUUUGCACUGAUGGUUGUGAGGUUUUCCUGUGUAAUGGAGUAGAUUUUCAAGGAUGUAGAAACAUUAAAACUAUAAUCAAUAACAGCACAAUUACAACAGCAUUUUCUUCCUCACCUUAACCACUCAGGAGAACACAGAGGUUGUAUGACCUGUUUCUGUUUCGAUAUGAUACCUUGUCCAUUUGACUGUUCUCUUUUGUACAUUAGCUUCUCCACUUUUACUGCUGUAUUCUUUCAAUAGCACUGAUACAUUUCAAGGUCUUCUUUUAGGAUUUACUUGAAAAAUAAUUUUGUUUGUUAUAAAUUAUAAAUUGAUAAAUAUACAAUACUUUCUUGAGCCACUUGUAAAUAGAAAGUAUCACCUUUCUUUGUUCAAUUUUUACAGAAGAAAGCAAAUUGGUAAGCUGUUUUAUUACAUAUCAAUUCCAACAACUGAGGCCUUAAAUGAUUACUAUUUAGGAGUUUCUUUCACUAUAUGAGGUAACUUCAUUUUUUUUCUAGUUUUGAUAUCUGAUUAUUUGUAGUCCUUAUUGACAUGUUAGAUCAUUUUUAUUCUUUACUAAUUGAAGUAAUAUCAUUUUUUUCAUUUCAGUUUUGAUAUGAUUAUGUACUUACUGAUCAUCUUCAUUACUUCAAAGAGAAUAUUUAGAAUUUUUUUUACUUUUACUAGGCAAUUGUGCAAGCAACACUUACCACACUUUAAAGUAAAAAAACCUGUCAUGUGAAAUUAGGACUUUUAGUCCCUAGACUGGCCCAGAUAUUACAUUAUUUACAUUGCUGUCUAAUUCUCAAAUCAGCUUUCUUUUGAAAAGUGGUUACUAUGCUUCUGUUUUAGAAAGAAUGGAAUAAACUAAAGUAGGAGGGGAAAAAUGAACAUAAAGGCAAGAGUACUCCAUGCAGUCUACACAAAGCACUUGCCGGUGGUGCAACUUCCUAGGAAGCCACAGGUUUGUUUCUGAAUAUCCUAGCAACUAAAACAAAGGAGGAAACAUCCUUUUAUUGAGCAAUUCAUUAUGUCUGUGACAAAGCUGUUAAUUCUUUUUUGGUUUCUCAAGACAAGGUUUCUCUGAGCAGCCGUAGCUGUUCUGGCACUCGCUUUGUAGACCAGGUUGGCCUUGAACCCAGAAACCAGUUUGCCUCUGCCUCUUGAGUACUAGGAUUAAAGCCACCACUCCCCUUUCUUAAGAAUCGUACUUAGGUUGGUAUGUGUAUGUGUGUACCUUUUGGUUUUUGUUUUGUUUUGUUUUUUCUGGUACUAGGGACCAAACCCGGGUGCAUGUUGGGGAAGGUCCACUCACUGUGGAUUACAUUCCCAGCUCUAGUUCUUUCAUUUUGAUUAUGGAAGAAAUGCUUUUUAUAAAGACUUUGUUUAAAAUGGUGAGUAAUGUUCUCAACAUUGACAUUGUGGAACCAUGGGGUUUGCUGACUUAAUGCCAUGUAGCAAUCUAAGAAGGACAAAAUUUUGUCCACUAGGAGGAAGAAGACUCUGAGUGUUUAAUACAGGAAAGAACCUAUAGAAUAAAUAUCAGGAGGGAGUGAGGAAAUGUAAAUAGAAGAUGUGUACCUUACUAAGCAUUAAAUUCCAAAUUCCUGUGUGUACCCGAACUUUAAGCUUUAUGUUGCUGGUUCAUUUAUGUACUCAUGCUUCAUUUGUAUUGAAUUGAGAUUUAAUUUUUUAUAUCAAAAUUAAAUGGUAAAAUUUAAA